Symbiodinium necroappetens is the source of this 609-nucleotide messenger RNA. NCBI's taxonomy places the organism in Eukaryota, Dinophyceae, Suessiales, Symbiodiniaceae. The record is from the annotation of a GenBank genome assembly.
AUGCCAUGGCCUUUAAGGCGUUGUCCCAAGGUUUUCUGUUUGGCCUUUCUUCUGCGACCGACUCGCCUCCUGGGGCUUUCUGAUGAGCUUGCAUUGGGAGUUGUAGGUGGCUGGACAGCCUACAGUGAGCCGGAGGAGAUGGUCGCCGUCAUUGCAGCCUUCUUGGAUUACCAAAAGAAUUUCGAUGCAGCUUUGCAGGUCAGGUUUGGCCCGCCAAUCAUAGAGAUCCCUGGAGGCGUCCAUGAAAAUGCCUCCAUCGAGCUGCGCAUCGGAACCACGCAUUUGCAACCGGAUGUCGGGCUUGCCUCGGCGCUAGACAUAAUGUUAGGUCUCGAUGGAGCACUACCGGUGGUUGGGCUGGUGGGGGCGCAGCUCUCCUCCGUUAGCAUGCCCAUCGCUACGCUGGCAGGCGUGAGGGGAGUCCCUCAGGUGUCCAUGUCCUCCACGAACCAGCUCUUGUCCAACAAGGACUCCUUCCCUUACUUCUUGCGCACCAUCCCACCGGAUAGUAUCCAGGCUGCUGCUUUGUGGACAUGGGUCUUACACUUCGACAUUGCUCUGGCGACCUGCCUCUAUUCCGCAGAAGUCUACGGACAAGGUGGGAGCUAA